Messenger RNA from Brettanomyces nanus, 1734 nucleotides. RefSeq lists its product as uncharacterized. The transcript has a single exon. NCBI's taxonomy places the organism in Eukaryota, Fungi, Ascomycota, Pichiomycetes, Pichiales, Pichiaceae. Gene Ontology annotation, biological process: transmembrane transport; basic amino acid transport. Gene Ontology annotation, cellular component: fungal-type vacuole membrane. Bases 1 to 1734 code for a protein of 577 amino acids. Gene Ontology annotation, molecular function: basic amino acid transmembrane transporter activity. The record is from RefSeq and is a predicted model, not a curated record.
AUGGUUAAAGAUAAGGGUGUCCUCAAUGAAUCUUCUCCUUUACUCUUUAAAGGAGGCUCUUCCGAGUGCACAACUACUAUUAUCCAAUCACAUGAUUCUGUUGAAACUCCCACAAUCCCUCGGGAGGAAGAAGUCAUUAUUCCAGAUAACGUGUGGUAUAUUAUCAUAUCCCUCUGGACUAGUUCUUUCCUAUCUGCUGCGGAUACUACCAUUGUUUCCACCACAGCUAACGUAAUCGCCUCAUCGAUGAAUGGCUCCGAUAAAAUUGCCUGGAUAGCUACCAGCUACCUUCUAACAAAUGCCGUUUUUCAGCCCCUUGUUGGAAAGAUAAGCGAUGUAUACGGUCGGCGUACCACCUUGUUAGUGUCACAGGUUUGGUUUAUUCUUGGUUGCCUUUUAUGUGCGCUAUCGCGUACUGUGAACGACUUUAUAGUUGCUAGGGCUAUUGCUGGGGUGGGAGGUGGUGGAAUGUCGGCUCUAAGUUCUAUCAUCGUCACUGACGUCAUUCCUCUUCGUAAGAGAGGCUUUUUCCAAGGGUAUGCAAAUUUGGUUUACGGUACCGGCCAAUUUCUGGGUCCCAUCAUUGGAAGUAUAUUUCUUACAGCAAACGAAAAGGCUGGCUGGAGGUGGAUGUUUGGCCUCCAGGUGCCUCUUGUAUCUAUCACAAGUGUUUUGGUGUUCAAGAACGUUCAUGAGUUCCGCUUUGACGCUGAACUGUUAAUGAAAAACCGGUUCCGUUUAAGUAACAUCAAAAAGAUUGAUCUACCUGGUUCAUUGUCGCUAGCUGGGUUUAUCGUGGCCAUCUUAAUUCUUUUUUCAGCUAGCAGCACCUUCCAGGUGGAGGCUGCUGUUCUCUGUGCUGUUCUCAGCGCCAUUUCUUUCUAUUUGGUUGAGAAUUACGUUGUGGAGGAGCGUAUCAUUCCGCCCAGAGCAUUUCAAGGUCUACUAAGAAUUGCAGCUUUGAUCGCGUUCUUUGGAACCAUGGCCAUGUACUCGUUGAACUUUGUACUCCCCCUUUACGUUCAGAUUAUUCAGGACUUCAGUUCAUUCCAAUUGGGUGUAUUUAAUGCUUUUGGUGUCUUUUCUUCUGCGGCUGGCUCUCUGAUAGCCGGUUGGAUACUUAAGGAGAAGGAGAAAGUACGUCCAGAAAUAGUGGUUAAAAAAUCUGUUAAUAUCUCCAUAGGUAGCUGCUUACUCUCGUUUGCAGGUGCUUUCAUAUGCAUGUUCUUUGUUAGAGCGGUGAAACCAACUAUUGACAGGGCUGAUAUCAAUUACCUAAAGAUGGCUAUCAUCGCAUUGGGAUAUACUCUGACCAGUUUAGGCUAUGGCUCCUUUUUGGUUUCCCUCUUGGUCCUAGUAGUGGGAGAAGUUGGCAUGCGUCAUCAGGCCACCGUUACGGGAAUGAACUACAUGUUUCGUUCGAUGGGCUCUGUUGGGGGCGUGGGAAUAUCCUUAGGAGUGUACAACCUCAUGCUUCGUAAGGAGUUAUACCAUUACUUUGUUACCAAAGGAAGAGAACAUGGGUUCUCCAUUUACCAUAAGCUUCUAAAAGAUAGUUUCUACAUCAGAAACGGACUGCCUCAGAUUUAUGUACAUAAAGUGCUCAAAUUUUACAGAGAAUCACUAGGAGAUUCCCUCGUGCUGGUUUUCAUCAUGGGGUCGUUGGCCUUGAUAUUAAGCUUACUAAUGAGGUUAUACAAUCCACACAUCGGUAGGCAUUGGACCAUUGUCUAA